GCGCCGGAAGUAGUUUCACCAUCGAAGCUAAAGCUAGCCUUUUCCGAGUAACAAUAAAACGAAACAAUUUGUGAAACUGUUAUAUCUAUAACACCCAUCUACGAACAUAGAUAUGGGCAGAAAAUGCGAAUAAACAGUAAGUUGAACAAGUAUAGUGAAGUCGUGGCAUUAACAUCUUAAUGUUACACAGAAAGCCUGCUAAGUACUUAGCUUUUCUGUUUGUAAAAAUCCAAAAAUGACUCUGGCUGAUGGCCGUGAGCCCCGAAAGACUGCGGGAAACCGCAUGUCCAAACUGCUGGAUGCUGAAGAGGAGGAUGAAUUCUACAAAACAACUUACGGAGGAUUCAACGACGAAUCUGGAGACGAUGAGUAUCAUGGAGAUCAUUCAGACACAGAAGAUGAAGUGGACAGUGACUUUGAUAUUGAUGAAGGUGAUGAGCCAGACAGCGACCAGGAGGAGGAUGCACCGAAAAGGAAGAGCCGUGUAGUGACUAAGGCCUAUAAGGAACCAAUAAAAGUGGCUAAACCUAAACCUAAAAAACCUGUAGAGGAGCAGAAGAAGACUGAGAGAACUAGAGUCGAACAUAAAAGAAGAGUUACACAAGAGUUUCAUGAUUUUGGUGAAAGUAAGAGCAAAAUAACUCGUAAGUCAGUACGGCAGUCCACAAGUGAACACACCCGUAAAACAAAUCUACGUCUUCAAGAGCGGCAGUAUGCACCACGCCGAAGAAGAGGUGCCCACCGGGACAAACCCCUCACUCAGGAGGAGCUGCUGGCAGAGGCCAAGAUCACUGCUGAGCUCAACAUCCGAUCAUUAGAAAAUUAUGAAAGACUGGAGGCAGAUAAGAAGAAACAGGUUCAUAAGAAACGUCGCUUUGAUGGACCAACAAUCCGCUACCACUCCGUCCUGAUGCCUAUAGUUUCUUCCUCAAUGUUGAAGGAAGAAAAUGUUGAUGUUGAAGGGUUGGAUCAGGAUGUCCCUCAGGCUACGACAGCUAAUCCAGGCACACCAUCCCAACAGCAGCAGCCAACAGGGGGUUUGUGCUCUCGUACGUACAUAACAUUCAGUGACGAUGAUGCAUUUGAAGCAGCCUUUCCCAACAGAAGUCAGUCCGCUCUCCAGCUCCCCAUUCAGGAGGUGUGUCCCGUCACCCACAAGACUGCUUUGUACCGGGACCCUGUCACUGAUAUACCCUAUGCCAAUGCACGAGCUUUCAGAAUAAUUCGAGAGGCAUACCGGAAAUAUGUGGCCGCUCAUGGGUUUCCAAACGCAUCAGGGGCCGCUUCAGGACAGGAUUCUGCAGCGUCAAAAGGAGCUCGGCAAAAAACGGUGGCUAAACAGACUGCUGUGGCAACAUAGUCAGUUAUUCAUGAUUACUUGUUGUAUUAUUGUUUUGUACUUUUAGUUCGUGAAAUAUAGGAUAGUUUUUCUACUAAAUAAAUGUCUAAAUUACUCACAAAUUCUCAUUUUCAUCACAUUAAUGUACUUCAAAUCGUGUAAAAACAAUGUAUUAGAUUGUAUCCCAAAUAUACGGUCAUACCAGUCAAAGAUAGAAAGCUAAAACACUAGUUGCAUGUACUAUUUUUGUUAUUAUAUCUGGAAUUCAAAAUUACCCACAACCUGCUGUGAAAGAAUGACAAAAGACAUCACCUCUCCUCUGGCCUUACAGUGCCCUCUUCAGCAUAACAAAGGCAUUUAAUUAAUUUAAAUUAAAAAGAUACAAGUCAAUUAAAUUAUUUUUGAGUUAUAACUCAUCCCAAGUGUUAAAUAAGCACAACCCACUGAGCUCUCACUUUCAAAUAGUAGUUAUUUUUUUCAACUGUCAAAUCAAGCUAUGAGCCCCCACAGUAUGACAGGCAGCUUUGAGACAAAGGGUACAUUUAAAUAUUAAUAAAGGACUACUGACAGUCAUUGUAAAUCAACCUUGAAUACUGGGUGUAAUUUUAACCCAAAAUGUCCCUCCUGUGUUUUGGCCCUGUAGCAGAUGGUUUGGGCUGAAUUUUGACAGCACCUUUGCAGGAAUGCUCCACAAAAUCUGGUUUGUCCUCAUUGCCAAAAGGAUCAUGUUGCAUUCAAGCGGAUUUUCUCAUGCUGUUACCAGAGAUGUCAUGGGGUAUGUCCUGAUGAUUCUGAGAAAGAGUUGAUGUUCUAAUUAAAAACACUGGUUCAUUAUUGCACAGGCGGAAAAACUUUAUAUCAUGCUGGUUAGUUUAUUCAAUUA
Molecule: messenger RNA, 2222 nt
Organism: Periophthalmus magnuspinnatus
Lineage: Eukaryota; Metazoa; Chordata; Actinopteri; Gobiiformes; Gobiidae
Gene: vps72a
Product: vacuolar protein sorting 72 homolog a
Exons: 6
Coding region: 236-1360 (374 amino acids)
Biological process (GO): regulation of DNA-templated transcription; chromatin remodeling
Cellular component (GO): nucleus
Molecular function (GO): ATP-dependent H2AZ histone chaperone activity
Source: RefSeq, a predicted model, not a curated record